UGUGAUCGCGAGGGCCCGCAACGAUGGUCCCAGGUCCUCGGACCGCGUGCAGUCAGUCCGAGGUGAGCUGGGAGCUGGCAUGUCGAGUAUCGUGCAUCGCGAGUUAUCAGCGAGUUGAGCAUCCCUCGAAAAAUCACUCAAGCCUGGGAUAACGUUCGCGAUCCGAUUCCGAGAUUCCGUAUGAUGAGAUCAGAUUGAGCGCAAUGAUAUCGAGAUAUUUCGUGUUCGCCGCAGCUUUAGCGUAUGUUGCAGUGUCUGCUGCACAAGUUUACAAGAGCUAUCCCUUGGAUUCGACUCCAGCGACUGAAUCAGUAGCUACGAAUAAUGACUUUAUCACGCAGACGGUCUACGGAUUUCUGGAUUUUACCACGACACUCGGUAACACGGUGAUGGUCUUCAGUCCUCAAAGCGCCCCAGCAGAAGGGGUCUCCGGUAAGAAGACCGCAUCUUCUACGCCACCGAUUCAUACAAAGCCGACGGAACAGCAGCAGCAAAAGAAGAAUGUUCCCGACAUCCAACCCAGCAAAACUCACAAGGUCGAAAUUCAGGAUGGCGAGACGAAGAAGCAGAUAAAGGGAACGAAAAUUGUCGUAAAUUCUGUGGUCGAGCAAAACCUGGGGAACCCGUCCGAAAAUGCUGCGCCGAAGACGACGAAGAAACAGGAGCCAAAUAAACAAGCAGUAACGAAGACACCAAUAUUAUCGUCAACGGUUCAAGUACGUGCUAAGGAUGAAGCUCUAGGUGUGAAAAAUAAUCUCGCUGAACCGGAAUACGAUUUCCUCUCAAAACAGCCGACGGAAGUGAUCGAUGAAACUUACAAAUUGAUCAACCUGCGACCCUCGUCGAAGGCUCAUCACAAGCCGCGCGCCACCGCAAGAAGAGACAAGGAGAACCCGACAGGCCUGGUGACUAAGCUUGGUGGCACCGUCGUGAAGGAUGGUCUCACCACCGUGCACGAGACCAGUGUAAUCGGCACCUACAUCAACGGCAAGUACGCCCAGGUGCUGCAGAGCUCAUCGAGAAUCCUGAGAGAGCCGGUGAUCGAAGAAAAGAUUCAUCCGUCCAGCACGACUCGAAUCCUGAAGACCAUCGGUCCGCAUCAUGGCAAGCUUAAGCCCCAGCUGGAGCCCACUCCGACCUAUCAGCAGGAAGAGUCCUCAUUACCCUUAGAGAAUCUCUUUAACGCACCCUCCGACACUCCAAUACGAACAACGCGAAGGCACUCGACCUCCAAUAAUCAGCUCAAGCCCAAAUUCCGAAACAAGAUUGCCGAUGAUUACGAAAAUAUCGAGCCACAACAACAAGCGAGGACCGGCAAAAAUCGCUUGACGACAACUCGUCCAAAUUACAAGAAUCGUCCUAUAACUACCACCAGCACCACAGAGACACCAAUUAGUCGCCGUCGCAGCGGUUUUCGACCGAGCAGUCAAUCCAUCAAUUCGCUCUCGAAGCAAACAACCAAGUCAAAGAAUAGCGAUCAGCAACCCUCACCAACGGCCAGUCUUCCGGUGCCGAAGGUGAAGCUACCAAGAACGCAAGGUCGCUGGUCGUACAAGACUACGCCGAAGCCUAGGAUCAUGAUCCGCAAACAGGUGGACGACGAGGAUCUACGAUCAUCAACGACCGAGUCUACGAACACGGAGUCUUUCGUGGUAGCCUCGGACGAACAGAGCAAGUUGACAGCGACGACGAAUAACGCGGCUCCAACCUCGUCCGGCGGCGUCGUCAACAUCGCCCAGAGGAAGGAAUUGUCCUUCACAGAAGACGAGUUAGAUCCCAGUGAGAGCGAGGAUGUAGCCAGUGUCAGUGUGCAGCAGGAUCAAAAUGGAGAGCAGAUCCUUCCGAUAGAGACGCUCAACGUGGAGAUCUCCACCGCGGCGGAUCUCGACAACGUGUAUUUCGAGAUCGCCACUAUCAAGUCGCCGUACUCUUUCCAGGUGGGAACACUUCGAAAUACCCGCUACAUCACAGUGACUUCUACAAUUAAGAAGACUUUCGCGACGGUCGAGCCAACCAGUUCCAUCUCACCUACUGAACCGCUCACGGAGAAUAUCCUGGCGAACACGGCAGCUGCUUAUGAGUCGACUUUGCCGCUCGAUUCGUCCGUUGCAACGCUACCGGCAAUCUCCUUGGAUGCCAGCCAGGCGACACCGCCGUUAGAAACGCUAACAGAGACGUUCUCGACGACGCAGACGUUGUUGAAGACACACAUGUUACCAGUGAUUUAUGGCGGCAACAGCACCACUCGUUUGACUCUGGUACAAACGUACAACAUUGCCCGAAUGGUGACAGCGACGAAAACUCUACCGCCGAUGGAAAUCUACCAGUUCAUCCCGAGCAAGACACUGAACGAGUUUAAUUCGAAGCUCGACGAAGCCGGUAGCGAGCUGCAUCUCGAGCUUGACUUCAGCGAAGAUGAUCGUGAUGACGAGGAUGUGCUCAAGAGGAUAGUGGCGCCUAGCAGCGAUUCAGAUUCCGAUCUGGAUAUCUUCAAGUCCACAUUAGCGUCCAAAGCCAAGAGUGACAUCGCGACCAGCAGCAGUGUCGAACCCCAGCUUACUCCGGAACAAGCCCAACAGUUGGCCCUGCUGAAAUAUUUUGGUCAGCCCCAACCGCAACCUCAAAUCAUCACCACGUCCAGGCCGGUGGUCGUCCUGGAAACGAUGUACGAAUCGCAUGUGAUUCCCGUAGUGAGCGCGGGAAAUACCAUUUACUCGACGUUGUCCAGGCCAGUUGCCACUGUACCUAGGACCUCCUACGAAUACGGCACAUCCACUCUGAGUCCGGUGCUACAGCCGCAAGUGCCACAGGUGCCGCAGGUGCCGCAAGUGCCGUUGUUCCCGCAGCAGCCACAGUUUACGGUGACAAGCGCGCCUCUGGUCACUCAGACUCUUGCCACUAUAUCGGAUUCGCGAGUAUUAAAGCUCACCUUCGGUGCUAAAACCGCUUAUACCACCCUCUUCUCCACGAGGGUCGUACCCACAGAGCUCACCACCUAUGUCACCAACACGGUGCCAGUACAGCCGACGGUACCGGCAUAUCCUGGUUAUUAUCCAGCGCCGGUGCCCUAUCCGCCUUACCCCUUUCUCGGUUAGAUUUUAAUCUGACCAUCAAGCCUCUUGCGGUCCAAUUACUCUUCAAGUAGAUUUUUCUUCGGACUAAAUUUUAAUUUUGAUUUUCUUGGAUGAAUACUAGUUCUUAUGAUAAACGCUAUGAACGAUGUAAUUGUAGCUAAAACAAUACAAUUUUGU
Molecule: messenger RNA, 3251 nt
Organism: Camponotus floridanus (Florida carpenter ant)
Lineage: Eukaryota; Metazoa; Arthropoda; Insecta; Hymenoptera; Formicidae
Product: flocculation protein FLO11
Exons: 10
Coding region: 204-3095 (963 amino acids)
Source: RefSeq, a predicted model, not a curated record